CCCAAUCAGGAGCAGCUAGAGUCCGACUCAACUUCUAGGCUGAGAGAGCAAGGGAUGCUCAUCAUGAACUAAAGAGAGAGAAAGAGAGAGCAAGAGAAGGCAGGCACCAGUCCGCGUUCAGUGAGUCAGUUGCAUGCAACGGAUUCACACAGGCGCGCAUUGAUUGAGCUUUCAGCUACGUCAAACAUUGGGCUGUGGUGGUCACGAAGUUUCGUCAGCAGGUGAUUGUCAAGCAAAUAACUGUCGGUCUCACGGUUCCAACACAGCCAUCAAGGAAUAGGACAAUGAGGGUGAAGCCCAGCUCCCUUAUAGGAUGUAAAUAUCAGGGCAGAUAGAGGCUUGGCUUUUUGUGCAAACACCACAGUUCCACUAUGAGGACUUGCUUGCUGGUCCUGCUAUGGGGGUCCCUGUCCCUCUACGUGGAUAACAUGUCUAUUACCAGAAGGAUUGUGGUGGAGAUGGGAGAGAUGGAAGGAGAGAAGGAGGAGGACAGAGAUGGAGGAAAGGGAGAGAAGCUACUGAAGCGUUUCAAACGAGGAUGGAUGUGGAACCAGUUCUUUCUACAGGAGGAGUACACUGGGAGUGACAAGCAGUACAUUGGCAAGCUCCAAUCCGAUAUGGACAGGGGGGAUGGAACCCUGAAAUACAUUCUAAGUGGGGACGGGGCUGGAGACAUAUUUACCAUUGAUGAAAACAAUGGCGACCUCCAUGCCAAUAAGAGACUGGAUAGAGAGGAUAAGGCCUUCUAUACCCUCCGAGCAACCGUGGUCAACAAGAACACAGGCAUAAAACUGGAGCCGGAGACAGAGUUUAUUGUUAAACUCCAUGACAUCAACGACAAUGAGCCAAUAUUCACUAAGGAGCUUUACACUGUCAGUGUACCAGAGAGGUCCAAUAUGGGUACUUCAGUCACCCAGGUAACAGCCACGGACGCAGAUGACAGCAUGUACGGGAACAGCGCUAAACUACGAUACAGCAUCAGCCAGGGGCACCCGUACUUCUCAGUGGAACCCGACACAGGCAUAAUCCGGACAGCCCUGGGGCCUGGAGAGAUGGACCGGGAGAAGCGGGAACACUACCAGGUAGUGAUUGAGGCCAAGGACAUGGCGGGCCAGAGGGGUGGCUUAACCGGGACCACCACGGUCAAUAUCACCCUGACAGACGUCAACGACAACCCCCCGCGCUUCUCCCAGAGCAUAUAUCAGUUCAGCGUUCCAGAAUCCAUGAAAGCUGGAACUCCUGUUGGCAGAAUCAAAGCAGUGGAUAAAGACCUUGGGAAGAAUGCAGAGAUGUUCUACAACGUUGUCGGCGGGGAUGGCUUGGACAUGUUCGAUGUCAUCACAGACAAAGACUCACAGGAAGGCAUCAUUACUGUUGGAAAGCCAAUGGACUAUGAAAAGACCCGUUCCUACACACUGGAGAUCCAGGUACAGAACACUCAGACCUUGGACACUCGUUUCCUGGGGUACCUACCCACCAAGGACAUGGCCACAGUCAGGAUUGGUAUAGAGGAUGUGGAUGAGCCUCCUCUGUUUGAGAGAGCCAGCUACGUAAUGGAGGUGAAGGAGGAUGCAGCCGUGGGUACUGCAGUAGGGUCUGUCAGGGCCAUGGACCCGGAUGGAUACAACAGCCCAGUCAGGUACUCCAUUGAUCGUCGCACAGAUCUGGACCGGCUUUUCAACGUGCAUUCUGGGAAUGGGUCCGUAUUCAUCACAAGACCUCUCGACCGAGAAGAAGCUGCCUGGCACAACAUUUCUGUUAUCGCAACUGAGUUCAACAAACCUCUGCAGACCAGUCGGGGGCCUGUUUAUAUCCGUCUUCUAGAUGUCAACGACAACGCACCAACAUUUGCCUCUUUCUACGAGACGUUUGUUUGUGAAAAGACCAAGGCUGGACAGAAGAUCCAGACGGUGAGUGCAGUGGAUGCAGAUGACCCAGCAGGUGGACACAAGUUCUUCUUCAGUCUGGCUACGGAGGGAGCUUACAGAGGCAACUUCACAGUCAGAGACAAUGGAGAUAACACAGCUGGCGUCCUAACCCGGCGCUCCAGCUACAGCCGACUGCACAAGAGCGUCUACCUGGUUCCUGUGGUGAUCACAGACGGGGACUUCCCCAUGCAGAGCAGCACGGGGACGCUGACGGUGCGCGUGUGCACCUGCGACCGCGAGGGCAACAUGGAGCUGUGCAACGCCGAGGCCCAGACCAGCUCAGCUGGACUCAGCACCGGGGCCCUGGUGGCUAUCCUGCUUUGUGUUAUUAUCCUCCUCAUGAUCAUAGUUCUGUUUGCGGCACUGAAGAAGCAGAAGAAAAAGGAGCCUCUGAUCAUCUCUAAAGAGGACGUGCGAGACAACGUCGUCAGCUACAACGACGAGGGGGGCGGAGAGGAGGACACCCAAGCCUUCGACAUCGGGGCUCUGCGUAACCCCGAAGCCAUCGAGGAGAGCAAGCAGAGGCGGGACAUCAUCCCCUCGGACACGCUGUACCCCCCUCUCAGACAGACAGUCAUUCCAUCGCGGGACAACGCCGAUGUCCGGGACUUCAUAAACCAAAGGGUGCAGGAUAACGACAAUAACCCCACCGCCCCCCCUUAUGACUCUCUGGCCACAUAUGCCUACGAGGGAACCGGUUCAGUGGCUGAGUCUCUCAGCUCCCUGGGGUCAGCUUCCUCUGAAGGGGACCAGGACUACAACUACCUCAGUGACUGGGGGCCCCGCUUCAGGAAACUGGCUGACAUGUACGGGGCUGAGGACAGCGACUGUGACUCCUAACACACUACCUGACCUGUUUCUGGGGCCGGAGCUAGGAGGAUGAACUCUGAACUAUAACUGACUGUAAUCUCUCUUCUCAAAAAAUGAGGACAAAUGUUGCAGCCCGAGUUUUUUACAAAGUGCCCUUUUAUUUCUUCCAACACAAUUAUAGGCCAUAGCUCUUUCUGAUGGCCAGACCAGAUAGAGACUGUGCAGCUGUGUGGAAUCUUUUUUUUUAAACUAUUUUAGUGCAAGGCCAACUUUUCCAGAGAAGGUGAACUUCAGUUAAUGAUCCUGAGUUCAAUGUCAAAAUAAACUAUAAAUAUAUACAUUUAUUUUUAUUUUCUGGUUACAUCUGUAUCUAUAUGCUGCAUUGGAAGGGAUUACACAUUUCUCUGAAUAAUUCUGUGUAUUCUUGAGAGAUAUCUCCUAUAGUUUCUCUGUACUGUUACUGAAGUGCAGUAUGUUGUACGUUGUAUAUUUGAGUGUUUUAGUGAAUUUGAACUUUGCUUUUCCAGGAACAAGGAACUGGAAUUGAACCAUCUCUUUAGGUAAUUCUUCGUACCUUAUUUUAAAAUGGCCAAAUACUUUAAAUGGCAGGAAAGCCCAGGACCAAAAUAAAACAUUUCUUCAUGAAAGUUUAUAGAACUUGGGCAGCCACUCUGUACUUACUCCAUUCCCCUAUCAGGCCUUCUGAUGCACAGAAAGUUCACUAUUCCAAUUAGACGUUGUUUGUUUAUUUCACCAAUCAUUUAUUAUGUGAUCCGUCCAUUUUUUGGAACUGUAUCCAAGAGUAACUCUCUGAAGACAUGAUUUGAUACAAGGACUGUAUGUGUGUAUCUCUGCACAUGAUGAUGAAUGAAGAAAUGGAUGGAGAUGAGGUUUGAUGCUCUAAGAUUUACAGCGAAUUUCAGCAACAUCUGACAACAUCGACAUAAUCCAUCACAAAUCAAUAAUGGCCAUAUUAGACAUGUUUAUGGGCGCAGCGAUAUAUACACAUACUGUAUGUCUUACUUACAUCAAUUCUGCACAAAAAAGCCUACAAGAUGAAUGAGCAUACCACCAGAGAAGGAGAUUGGCCGAGAAAAACAGACAUUUUAACAGCUUAUACUUUACAGAGAGAAUGCAUUUACAUGAAGAAUUACCUAACAUCCUUGAAAAGAACCAAAACUAUAGAAAGCAUCUGAAGUAAAUAUUUCAUUCAGCCAUGUGUUUGCUAAUUGUUCUGUUCUCUCUCUGACAACAUUGGAUGAUAAUGCUUUUCACUCUCUGAACUCAUAUCAUACUUAGUAGCUAAGCGAACAUAAGCAAUCACUCCAAAACAACUUCAUCAUUAAAGAAGUUGAGACGGGAUCCAAAGGAUCAAUUACAACUGAUCUGCGCUUCGACUUUGAAAGUGUCUGUGGAUAAUGAUGUGUUGGGUAUUUGGGUACAUCAUUUUGAUUUGACAUCAAACUUUUCUCUGUAAAAUUGUUUGACUAAAUAAUGGUAUAUACUGUGGUUGAAACUGUGCUUUGUGGCAGUGAUUUGAGAGCAUAGCUGAUGUUCAUGAUGUACUACUUUACUUUUUAUGUUGUGAUUUUCUUUGUACCAAAUAUAUAUAGGACACAUGCUGAAUUAAUAUUGUUGAAACACAAGCAUCCAACCAAUAUCGCUGUUUUUGAUGUCUUUUGGAGUUGUACAACUAAAUGUGGACACUACAGGCUACAGUACAUGUCAUACUAUGAUGUAUUAACAAUUGUCAAAUUUUACCAUAAUAAACUUUUCCAGUAAACCACA
Molecule: messenger RNA, 4526 nt
Organism: Oncorhynchus masou masou (cherry salmon)
Lineage: Eukaryota; Metazoa; Chordata; Actinopteri; Salmoniformes; Salmonidae
Product: cadherin-6-like
Exons: 13
Coding region: 372-2768 (798 amino acids)
Biological process (GO): calcium-dependent cell-cell adhesion; cell morphogenesis; cell-cell adhesion mediated by cadherin
Cellular component (GO): adherens junction; catenin complex; plasma membrane
Molecular function (GO): cadherin binding; calcium ion binding
Source: RefSeq, a predicted model, not a curated record